This is a messenger RNA of Entrophospora sp. SA101, 1047 nucleotides long. The record is from the annotation of a GenBank genome assembly. NCBI's taxonomy places the organism in Eukaryota, Fungi, Glomeromycota, Glomeromycetes, Entrophosporales, Entrophosporaceae.
AUGAAAUUAAAAAAUUUUUUCAUUUCUUUGUUUGAUUUUCGUGAAAAUGAUUCCUAUUCUUUAAAAAUUCUUAAAAUUUUAUUAAUAACAUCAUCAUUAUUAUCAUUGGGAAUAUUUACAAUUUUUAGACUUGCUAAUAAUGAUAUUUCAACUAAGAUUGAAUUUAAAAAUAAAGAUGAAGAUUUCGACUUAGUACUUCAUAUAUCCUCUCUAAAUGAUUUUAAUAUAUCAACAACUUCCAGUGAAUGUUUAAAUUAUGUGAAAUAUAUCAACAACACUUCUGACUUUCCUUAUAUAUCGGACAUAGAUAUAGUGAAAUGUAUUCCUGAAGGAGAAACUAUUUAUAUUGACCUCAUUAAUCUUAAUAUUACUGAUCUUUAUGAUACUCUUAUGAAUUUUUAUUCUGUAGGAAAUUAUACUAAGAGAUCUAUUAAAAUUGCAAACAAUUAUUAUUAUGAUAUAUAUUUUAAAAAAAAAAUAAUUCAAAAAUUAAUUCAAAAUUGGAAAAGUUAUCUAGGAUUAUUUUUAGAAUAUGAUAAUGAAAUUAAAUGGGAAUUUAAUAGUUUAUCUACUAUACCAAGUCUCAGUAAUAUGACCACACUAGCUAUUAGACCUUAUUCUCCAAUUCUUGAAAUAAUUACAGAAAUAAAAAUUUAUACAGUAAAUAUAGUGAAAUGUAUUCCUGAAGGAGAAACUAUUUAUAUUGACCUCAUUAAUCUUAAUAUUACUGAUCUUUAUGAUACUCUUAUGAAUUUUUAUUCUGUAGGAAAUUAUACUAAGAGAUCUAUUAAAAUUGCAAACAAUUAUUAUUAUGAUAUAUAUUUUAAAAAAAAAAUAAUUCAAAAAUUAAUUCAAAAUUGGAAAAGUUAUCUAGGAUUAUUUUUAGAAUAUGAUAAUGAAAUUAAAUGGGAAUUUAAUAGUUUAUCUACUAUACCAAGUCUCAGUAAUAUGACCACACUAGCUAUUAGACCUUAUUCUCCAAUUCUUGAAAUAAUUACAGAAAUAAAAAUUUAUACAUUGGUACAAUUGGUGGUAUUUGGAGUUUGA